AUGAAGAUGAAGAUGUCCUUCAGCCUCCUCCUGGCCGUGCUGGUGACCACCUGCCUGUGCCGGCCUGCGUCUGAGGCACAGGCAGCAGCGGGGGCCCCCCGCCAGCACCCCUCCAGCUUGGUCCGACGUGAGUGGCCCCAGGUCCUGUCCCAGAAGCAGCGGUUCCAGCCCCACAUCUUCACAGCAGAGCUGGGUGACCACAAGGGCUACGGAGACGAGGGGACAGAGGUGCUCUAUGACCACUACUACCCUGCCUGGAUGGACUUCGGCCGCCGCAGCACUGAGGACGCUGAGGAUGCUGCAUAG
This is a messenger RNA of Indicator indicator, 306 nucleotides long. RefSeq names its product gastrin/cholecystokinin-like peptide. The record is from RefSeq and is a predicted model, not a curated record. NCBI's taxonomy places the organism in Eukaryota, Metazoa, Chordata, Aves, Piciformes, Indicatoridae. The transcript is spliced from 2 exons. Gene Ontology annotation, cellular component: extracellular region. Bases 1 to 306 code for a protein of 101 amino acids. Gene Ontology annotation, molecular function: hormone activity.